AGUGUGACUCACCUAGUGUUCUGUGAGGUGUGGUGUGGCUCAGGGUAGCUGCGAGGUGUGGUGUGGCUCAGGGUAGCUGCGAGGUGUGGUGUGGCUCAGGGUAGCUGCGAGGUGUGGUGUGGCUCAGGGUAGCUGCGAGGUGUGGUGUGGCUCAGGGUAGCUGCGAGGUGUGGUGUGGCUCAGGGUAGCUGCGAGGUGUGGUGUGGCUCAGGGUAGCUGCGAGGUGUGGUGUGGCUCAGGGUAGCUGCGAGGUGUGGUGUGGCUCAGGGUAGCUGCGAGGUGUGGUGUGGCUCAGGGUAGCUGCGAGGUGUGGUGUGGCUCAGGGUAGCUGCGAGGUGUGGUGUGGCUCAGGGUAGCUGCGAGGUGUGGUGUGGCUCAGGGUAGCUGCGAGGUGUGGUGUGGCUCAGGGUAGCUGCGAGGUGUGGUGUGGCUCAGGGUAGCUGCGAGGUGUGGUGUGGCUCAGGGUAGCUGCGAGGUGUGGUGUGGCUCAGGGUAGCUGCGAGGUGUGGUGUGGCUCAGGGUAGCUGCGAGGUGUGGUGUGGCUCAGGGUAGCUGCGAGGUGUGGUGUGGCUCAGGGUAGCUGCGAGGUGUGGUGUGGCUCAGGGUAGCUGCGAGGUGUGGUGUGGCUCAGGGUAGCUGCGAGGUGUGGUGUGGCUCAGGGUAGCUGCGAGGUGUGGUGUGGCUCAGGGUAGCUGCGAGGUGUGGUGUGGCUCAGGGUAGCUGCGAGGUGUGGUGUGGCUCAGGGUAGCUGCGAGGUGUGGUGUGGCUCAGGGUAGCUGCGAGGUGUGGUGUGGCUCAGGGUAGCUGCGAGGUGUGGUGUGGCUCAGGGUAGCUGCGAGGUGUGGUGUGGCUCAGGGUAGCUGCGAGGUGUGGUGUGGCUCAGGGUAGCUGCGAGGUGUGGUGUGGCUCAGGGUAGCUGCGAGGUGUGGUGUGGCUCAGGGUAGCUGCGAGGUGUGGUGUGGCUCAGGGUAGCUGCGAGGUGUGGUGUGGCUCAGGGUAGCUGCGAGGUGUGGUGUGGCUCAGGGUAGCUGCGAGGUGUGGUGUGGCUCAGGGUAGCUGCGAGGUGUGGUGUGGCUCAGGGUAGCUGCGAGGUGUGGUGUGGCUCAGGGUAGCUGCGAGGUGUGGUGUGGCUCAGGGUAGCUGCGAGGUGUGGUGUGGCUCAGGGUAGCUGCGAGGUGUGGUGUGGCUCCGGGUCGCUGUCAGGUGUGGUGUGGCUCCGGGUCGCUGUCAGGUGUGGUGUGGCUCCGGGUCGCUGUCAGGUGUGUGGCUCAGGGUCGCUGUCAGGUGCGGCGUAAUCUGCAGCGUGUCGUCGUCUUCUGUGAGGAUUGCCUCAAAGAAGACAAUGUGAUUUGUUGGCAAGAUGGCACCAGUCAGUCCAGAUGAGAAGUUACAAUUGGCAAAGAUGGUGGAAGGCACUGACUUGCCAACCAGUGAUAUUGUUCAGCUACUGGCAUCCCACGACACUUUGGCCAAAAAAUUAACUUGCUACCACAUUACUAAUAAAUGUAGCACCAAUUCUGACCUAGCCCUUUUGACUGCCAACCUGCUAUUGAGAGAUGCCAGUGAUGCCAAUCCUAGUGUACGAAGUGCCAGUAUUUCUGCCCUGGCAGCUCUGCCAGGGCUAGAGGAGAGUUCUGUCCGUGCAGUUACCUCAGCGCUCUCUGACCAAUCAGCAGUUGUGCGUCGAGCAGGUGCAGUGGCCUGUGUUAGACUGUAUUCUCAUGCUUCCCAGUCUGUACUUUACUGUGGUUUAGUGGAUUCGCUCUAUGAGGGAUUACGAGACUCGGACCCCAUUGUCAUUACCAAUUGCAUUCUUGCCCUUGAUCACAUCCUGCAAAAGGAGGGUGGAGUGGUGGUCAAUAAGAAUAUCGCACACUACCUCUUGGGAAGAAUCAUGCAGUUCUCAGAAUGUAAUGCUGUUUAUGUGCUCACACUCCUUCUCAGGUACGCACCUAAAUCUGAGGAGGAGCUAAUUCUACUCUUAAAUGGUUUGGAUGAACUUUUUCUCUCCAAGGCCUCGGCAGUUCUUAUAGCUACUGUAAAAUUAUUUCUUCACUGGACACAAGAUCAUCCUCAUCUGAAGAAAGAUAUGCUUGAAAUGAUACAACCUUCUGUGUGUAAGAUACUCAGCCAAAAUGUUCCUGAGAUUUCUUAUUUCAUGUUGGAGUUCCUUAGUACUCUGGGAGAUAUACAAAAAAUAUUUAGCUCCCAUUACAAAUACUUUUUAGUGCGAGCAAAAGAUCCGGGCUAUUUGAAGACUCGGAAGCUUGAAGUGCUUCCGCUUGUAAGCACAGAAUGUAAUGUUUGUUGCCUUAUAGAGGAGGUAAAGCCAUAUUGUAGUGAUUAUCAAAGUUUUCGAAGUGCAGUUACAUGUUUGGGAGCAUUGGCCCAAGUUAGUCCUGCUGCUUGUGAACUGUGUGUAUCAAUACUGAUAACAUUAUUGGAUGCACCAACAGAAAGAGUAGUUAUAGCUGCUUUAGAAUGUCUUCUGAAGGUUUUUAAUUCUCUACCAAUGGAAAAUAAGUCUGUUUGCAUUUCCAAAGAACUUGCAUUAUCAUCACAAUUAUCUGUAGGAGAUGCUGACACACUUGAGCAUACUGAUGAGUCUGUGCCUCUUCCAUCCACAUCUACAGACACCCCUAAAUCUGAAACAUCAAAACCCCUGCCAGAAUUACCACAAGACCUCACAAAAGCUGUAACUAGAGCCUUGUCUAGAGGCACUGUUCAAGAAAUGGCUCCCUCCUUAGUCCUUCGUGUUCUUGGCAGAUUAGCUCUAUAUUUGGACUCUGCCCCAGAUAUUCUUCAACGUAUGUCAUCACUGUCAUCUUCAUCUAAAGCCAUCCAUGCUGAUUUAGUUACGGCUGCUGUCCGAAUAUUCUUGUCUCGACCCGCACAGUCUCAACUCUUAUUAGCAGCUAUUCUUUCCAAAGCUCUUAAGACUCCUGGCGAGCCUGCUUCUCGUGCUGCUUUAGUUUAUUCAGCACUUCUUGAGGGUCCUGCUAAUGCAGCUCUCCUCCUUGGGGCUGAUAUUCACCAUGUAGCACUGAACACACAUGAUUGUGAAGGGUAGUCUGUUUAUGAAUAAUUUAUGAACUUUUAUUUCUCGAAGGACAGUUACUAACAGUCUCUUGAUCUUGUCUGUAAUGUAACCAAGUUAAUUAAUAUGCAUUGUAAAUGGAAACUUUACAUUUAAAACCGACACAUUUAUUAUUUUACUUGAAUUUUCUUGGGGGGGGGGGAUAUCCCUUGUGGCUCUCUGAAGCUAUACGUUGAGAUGGUUCCUAU
This is a messenger RNA of Procambarus clarkii (red swamp crayfish), 3285 nucleotides long. Its product is annotated as AP-4 complex subunit beta-1. Gene Ontology annotation, cellular component: membrane coat. The record is from RefSeq and is a predicted model, not a curated record. Lineage: Eukaryota; Metazoa; Arthropoda; Malacostraca; Decapoda; Cambaridae. Gene Ontology annotation, biological process: intracellular protein transport; vesicle-mediated transport.